ACCUUUGCUGAUGGCGGCGGCGGUGGCGGCGGCGGUGCUGGUGGCGCUCGGCGGCCGGAGCCGGAUCCUGUAGCCGGGUGUGGGCCCGCGUCGGUCCUUCCCUCCUUCGGCCCUCUCUCUUGUCUUCCGGAGUGUGGCUGGCGGAGCCGGGAUGGCGGAACGAGGCCUGGAGCCGUCGCCGGCCGCGGUGGCGGCGCUGCCGCCUGAAGUGCGGGCGCAGCUGGCGGAGCUGGAGCUGGAGCUCUCGGAGGGGGACAUCACCCAGAAGGGCUAUGAAAAGAAAAGGUCCAAACUCCUAUCUCCUUACAGCCCGCAGACACAAGAAACUGAUUCAGCAGUACAGAAAGAACUUAGAAACCAGACACCUGCUCCAUCUACAGCUCAAACUUCUGCUCCCUCUAAGUACCACCGAACUCGAUCCGGGGGAGCCAGGGAUGAACGAUAUCGAUCAGAUAUCCACACAGAAGCAGUUCAGGCUGCACUGGCAAAGCAUAAAGAACAGAAGAUGGCUUUGCCCAUGCCAACCAAAAGGCGAUCCACAUUUGUUCAGUCUCCUGCAGAUGCCUGCACGCCUCCUGACACAUCUUCGGCCUCUGAGGAUGAGGGCUCUCUGAGACGCCAAGCUGCGCUCUCUGCUGCCUUGCAACAGAGCUUACAGAAUGCUGAGUCCUGGAUCAACCGUUCAAUUCAGGGAUCGUCCACUUCUUCAUCCGCGUCUUCUACGCUGUCCCACGGAGAGGUCAAAGGAACCAGUGGGUCUCUAGCUGAUGUAUUUGCCAAUACUCGAAUAGAGAAUUUCUCUGCUCCUCCUGAUGUCACUACAACUACCUCUUCCUCCUCCUCAUCUUCCUCAAUUCGCCCAGCAAACAUUGACCUGCCCCCCUCGGGGAUAGUUAAAGGCAUGCACAAAGGAUCCAACAGGUCCAGCCUUAUGGAUACAGCUGACGGUGUUCCUGUCAGUAGCAGAGUAUCCACAAAAAUCCAGCAGCUUCUGAACACUCUGAAACGACCCAAAAGGCCCCCCUUAAAGGAAUUUUUUGUAGAUGACUCUGAAGAAAUUGUGGAAGGUAUACCUCAGCCAGACCCCAACCAGCCCAAGCCGGAGGGACGGCAGAUGACCCCUGUGAAAGGAGAGCCUUUAGGAGUCAUCUGUAACUGGCCUCCUGCUCUUGAAUCUGCCCUGCAGCGCUGGGGUACCACUCAAGCAAAAUGCUCCUGUCUGACUGCACUGGACAUGACAGGGAAACCAGUUUACACUCUUACAUAUGGAAAGUUGUGGAGCAGAAGUUUAAAGUUGGCCUACACACUUCUUAAUAAACUGGGGACCAAAAAUGAACCUGUGUUAAAACCUGGAGACAGGGUAGCCCUGGUUUACCCCAACAAUGAUCCAGUCAUGUUUAUGGUGGCUUUUUAUGGAUGCCUCCUGGCAGAAGUGAUUCCAGUGCCUAUAGAGGUACCUCUUACCAGAAAGGAUGCUGGAGGUCAGCAGAUUGGCUUCUUGCUAGGAAGCUGUGGUAUUGCCUUAGCUCUUACCAGUGAAGUUUGUCUAAAAGGACUGCCAAAAACCCAGAAUGGAGAAAUUGUACAGUUUAAAGGUUGGCCCCGGCUCAAAUGGGUUGUAACAGAUUCCAAGUACCUUUCAAAGCCCCCGAAAGACUGGCAGCCACACAUCUCACCUGCUGGGACAGAACCGGCGUACAUUGAGUAUAAAACAAGCAAAGAAGGGAGUGUAAUGGGAGUUACAGUGUCCCGGCUUGCAAUGUUGUCUCACUGCCAAGCUCUGUCGCAGGCCUGCAAUUAUUCUGAAGGGGAAACAAUAGUAAAUGUCUUAGACUUUAAGAAGGAUGCUGGGCUGUGGCACGGCAUGUUUGCGAAUGUAAUGAAUAAGAUGCACACAAUUAGCGUACCCUACUCUGUUAUGAAAACCUGUCCUCUCUCUUGGGUCCAAAGAGUACAUGCUCACAAAGCCAAGGUAGCUUUAGUAAAAUGUCGGGACUUGCACUGGGCUAUGAUGGCACAUCGGGACCAAAGAGACGUGAGCUUGAGUUCCCUCCGAAUGUUAAUUGUGACUGAUGGAGCUAACCCCUGGUCCGUGUCAUCCUGUGAUGCCUUCCUGAGUCUGUUCCAAAGCCAUGGACUGAAGCCUGAGGCCAUCUGUCCGUGCGCCACGUCUGCUGAAGCCAUGACUGUAGCAAUCCGCAGGCCUGGAGUUCCAGGAGCCCCUUUGCCAGGAAGAGCCAUUCUCUCAAUGAAUGGAUUGAGCUAUGGGGUAAUACGGGUCAAUACCGAAGAUAAAAAUUCAGCACUGACAGUCCAGGAUGUGGGGCAUGUAAUGCCUGGUGGGAUGAUGUGCAUUGUGAAACCAGAUGGACCUCCCCAGCUCUGCAAAACAGAUGAAAUUGGAGAAAUCUGUGUUAGCUCCAGAACUGGAGGCAUGAUGUACUUUGGGCUUGCCGGUGUGACAAAAAAUACAUUUGAGGUAAUUCCAGUGAAUUCUGCAGGCUCUCCUGUUGGGGAUGUGCCAUUCAUCCGAUCAGGAUUGCUGGGGUUUGUAGGGCCGGGUAGUUUGGUGUUCGUGGUUGGGAAAAUGGAUGGCUUACUGAUGGUUAGUGGUCGGAGACAUAACGCUGAUGACAUUGUUGCUACUGGAUUGGCUGUAGAGGCAAUAAAGACUGUUUAUAGAGGAAGGCACACUGGCCUUCUUGCUGUUCCUCAAACCUGCCAAGCUCGUCCCUACCUCAGAACCUUUUCGCUUUCCGUUCCUUCUGCCCGGAAACCUCUUCCUCCAGAUCUUCGCGUGGCUCGCGUCCUCACCUCAUUCAGAAUUGCUGUGUUUUCUGUGUCUGUAUUUUAUGAUGAGCGCAUUGUGGUGGUUGCGGAACAAAGACCUGAUGCUUCCGAGGAAGAUAGUUUCCAGUGGAUGAGCCGCGUGCUGCAGGCGAUCGAUAGCAUUCAUCAAGUGGGGGUUUAUUGUCUUGCUCUGGUGCCGGCCAAUACAUUGCCAAAAACUCCACUAGGAGGAAUUCAUAUAUCUCAGACGAAACAACUCUUUCUGGAGGGAUCGCUGCAUCCUUGCAAUAUCCUCAUGUGCCCACAUACAUGUGUGACAAACUUGCCAAAGCCCCGGCAAAAACAACCAGGUGUAGGCCCUGCUUCCGUGAUGGUUGGGAAUCUGGUUGCUGGAAAACGUAUAGCACAAGCUGCUGGAAGGGAUCUGGGACAAAUAGAAGAGAAUGAUUUGGUGAGGAAGCACCAGUUUCUGGCAGAGAUCCUACAGUGGCGAGCCCAGGCGACUCCUGACCAUGUACUCUUCAUGCUGUUAAAUGCCAAGGGAACCACUGUAUGCACAGCCAGCUGCCUUCAGCUUCAUAAACGAGCAGAGAGGAUUGCGGCCGUUCUUGGUGAUAAGGGACAUCUAAAUGCAGGAGAUAAUGUGGUGUUGCUCUAUCCACCUGGCAUUGAGUUAAUCGCUGCCUUCUAUGGCUGCCUGUAUGCGGGCUGUAUACCUGUGACGGUCAGACCUCCACAUGCUCAGAACCUCACGGCCACACUGCCCACUGUCCGAAUGAUUGUUGAUGUCAGCAAAGCAGCCUGUAUUCUCACCGGUCAGACCCUAAUGCGGCUACUGAGGUCCCGAGAGGCAGCAGCAGCAGUGGAUGUGAAAACCUGGCCAACCAUCAUUGACACAGAUGAUUUACCCAGGAAAAGGUUACCUCAGCUGUAUAAACCACCCACUCCUGAGAUGUUGGCAUAUCUUGAUUUUAGUGUCUCCACAACUGGCAUGCUUACAGGAGUGAAGAUGUCCCACUCUGCAGUGAACGCUCUGUGUCGAGCCAUCAAGCUCCAGUGUGAGUUGUACUCUUCUCGGCAGAUCGCCAUCUGCCUUGACCCUUACUGUGGACUUGGCUUCGCGCUCUGGUGUCUCUGCAGUGUCUAUUCAGGCCACCAGUCUGUCUUAAUUCCUCCUAUGGAGUUAGAGAACAACCUUUUCCUCUGGCUCGCCACGGUCAACCAGUACAAAAUAAGGGACACUUUCUGCUCCUAUUCAGUGAUGGAGCUCUGCACCAAAGGACUUGGCAACCAAGUGGAAGUGCUAAAGACCAGAGGGAUCAACCUCUCCUGCGUCCGGACCUGUGUGGUGGUGGCGGAGGAGCGGCCCCGCGUUGCACUCCAGCAGUCCUUCUCCAAGCUCUUCAAAGACAUCGGGCUGUCCCCGCGGGCUGUCAGCACCACUUUUGGAUCAAGAGUCAAUGUAGCAAUAUGUUUACAGGGAACCUCAGGGCCUGAUCCGACUACUGUGUAUGUGGAUCUGAAAUCACUAAGACAUGACAGGGUUCGUCUUGUGGAACGCGGCGCCCCUCAGAGUUUGCUUCUCUCGGAGUCUGGAAAGAUUUUACCUGGAGUGAAAGUGGUUAUUGUUAAUCCUGAGACCAAAGGGCCAGUUGGAGACUCUCACCUUGGAGAGAUUUGGGUGAACAGUCCCCAUACAGCCAGCGGCUACUACACCAUCUAUGAUAGUGAGACUCUUCAAGCUGAUCAUUUCAACACUCGCCUCAGCUUUGGAGAUGCGGCUCAGACACUCUGGGCUCGGACAGGAUACCUUGGUUUUGUCCGCCGGACUGAGCUCACAGCGGCCACUGGAGAGCGUCAUGAUGCAUUGUAUGUGGUGGGAGCGCUGGAUGAAACACUGGAGCUGAGAGGAUUACGAUACCACCCGAUUGAUAUUGAGACCUCGGUGUCCCGGAUCCACAGAAGCAUUGCUGAAUGUGCCGUGUUCACGUGGACCAACUUGCUUGUGGUGGUUGUGGAACUGUGCGGCUCUGAACAGGAAGCCCUAGAUCUGGUCCCGUUAGUGACCAACGUGGUCCUGGAAGAGCAUUACCUCAUCGUUGGCGUCGUGGUUGUGGUGGACCCAGGCGUCAUCCCGAUCAACUCCAGAGGAGAGAAGCAGAGGAUGCACCUCCGUGAUAGCUUCCUAGCUGACCAGUUAGACCCCAUCUACGUGGCUUAUAACAUGUAACCAGCUUUGUGGGGACUGCAGGGGGCCAUUCUGAAGAAUCACAAAGACAGAAGACCUCUGGCUAGGAGCAGGCUUUCAAACGAUGUGAAAUAAGCUGAGAUGGCUACAUGAUAUUCUUCAUCUCAUCCUGUGGGAUUCUGCAAUCAUAAAACACACAGGAAAGGGGAAUUCUGUGCGGGCAAAUGAAAAAAAUGUUAACAUUUGGUAGACAUGUGCUUUGAUAUAGCGUGAGCAGCACGUUACUAAAGCAAUUACAUGCAUGUUGCAUUUUUUUCAUCUGUUGUACAUACUUGUAUUUUUAUCUAAUGCCGUUUUAGAAUUUUCUAAGAGAAUUUAAUGAAUUCACAUGAAAGGGGUAGUCUGAGUGACACAGUUCCCCACUCCGUACUGUAUUUGCCAUUCUGCCGUAGCUAGAUGUUCUGUGGGGUUUGUUAACAUGGAACUACUCAGCUUUCUUUCAGUCAACCCAUAAGCAAAUCAGAUAACCCACUGACUAUGAGAAUUACUUUAUAUAGAUAAUUAUUGACUGUAAAACAUUUUGACUAGUGUCUUACAACAUGUACAUAAGAAUACACAUAAUUCAGGUAGAGAUUUGAAGAAUUGGCUUGUAUAGUUAUAACAACCACAGUAGAAACAUUUCUACAUUGAGAGAAUUUCAAUAUUCUCUUAAUGUUGUGUAAUUGAUUAGGUGACUAAAAAGUGCAAAUUGUUGGCAGGUUUUGCUGCACAUUGUUCUAUGUCUUUGUUGGCUGGUAUAUUUUAUAAACUAGAGCUGCCUAUGUUUGUUUUUAAAGCUCACAUUCCCGGAAUCAGCUUAGGCUUCUAUGAAUUCAGCUUGUUUCUAAAAGCUGAAAAUCUCAGUUUAAAAAUCAAAAUGUUAACACAAAGCUAAGAUUCAUCAGAGCCCACCCUAUUCUAAGGAACCACGAUAACUUACUCUGGCCCCAGUUUUAAAACGAUCUUUCAGAUUUAGAGUGACUAUGUAAGAAUUUAGGAUUUCCUCUUUUCCAGGCCCAUUGUAAACUGUGUCUACAGUUUAUCCAUAUAACUUCUCUUUUCUGAAAACUGAGGAGUGUCCUCUGUUCUUCCAGUUCAUGAGGGCAGGGGGUUUAAAACAAGAAUGAUAGGCCAGGAAGGCAGUGGGGAUCCACCGUCACAUGGAACUGUAAGGCCAUAUAACUACACAAAACUGACCAAUCUGGGUUGCCAAAGCAGCCAGGCUUAUGCUGAAACCGGGGAAGUCUGACGUAUGCAGGAAAUUCUUUUGAAAUAACUGUGGUGCCCAGGCCAAGCAGAAUGAGACAGGACUGAGUUUGGCCUCUGACUCGGUUUCCUUUCUUUGGUCUGAUACUUCAUGUAUUUGAAUAUAGUUAAAUCUUAUUAUUUUUUUCUUAACAGAAAUAUUUUUAAAAAUGAAAAAGUACUCAAAAGUGAAAAGAGUUAACUUGUUAAAGCAGAAUGGUUCUCUUUGACCCACUCUGGUCUAUUGUGUAAAUAUUUAGACUAUUUUAGUAAUACAUAUUAUUUACCCCACUGUAACAUCAUGUAAACUAAGUAUGUUUUUAAACAAUUUUUAAGACUUGUAAUUACCCUGAAAAUAAGGUUUAUAAUGCAAAGACCAGCUCCUUUGCGGUGGCAGUGCUCUGGGGCUGCCAUUACCCGGCCUUCUGACUAAAAGCCACUUUGUGACUCCCUUCACGUAAUCCUCUUUUCCUCCCCACUCCUCCACAGAGGGCAGAGCUCAGGACAUUUGCCAGUUCCAGAUCUCUUUUUCAGCAUUUCGAUGGAAUUAAUUUACACGUGAUGAGGGAAGUCCUAGGAUGGACAGAAAAAAAAGCACUUACAUUGGGGCACCCAGGAAAUCCCAGUGUCUAGCGAUGGUUUGGUUUGCAGAGAACACAGCCUGAUACUUGGAAAGUAAUUUUCUUAAAACCAUUUUUAAUGAUUCACUAAACAAAGCAGGGGAUCCUGAAGCUAAUAUAAAUAAGUCUAGCUCUAUAAUCCCCAAGUUCUAAAAGUUAUGGUUAGAUGCUAUUCUGUGGGUUGCUUUGAUAAUUCUUACUAACACAGAUUAGGGUAUAGGCAUCUAGAGAUGCGUGGUCCACUGUAAAUACUAUAAUGAGAGCCACAUCUGUAAUUAAAUUUUUCUAGUAACCACAUUUUUUAAAAAUAAAAAGAAACCCAUGGUAUUGAUUUAAAUAUAUUUUAUUCAACCCAAUAGCUCGAAAACACUAUCAUUUCAACAUAGGAUCAAUAUAAAAAUUAUUAAUGAGGUAUUUUACUUUUUUUCAUAUUAGGCCUUUGAAAUUCAGUGUGCAUUAAACACAUCUCAGUCCAAACCAUCGCCAUAUUUCAAGUCUUUGUAGCCAAAUGUGACUAGUGGCUAUCAUAUUAGACAGUGCAGAUGUAUACUCAUUCCUUCAAAUACAUUACUCCGUUAAUCUCAAAGUGUGGCCAACUCCCAGUUACUUAGAGGCUGAUUAUCUAGUUUUGUAGCUCCUCAGGCCUCUAAUUUAUUUUUUGCUUUCUGCUUUAUUGAUUUUUUGCAUGUCCCCCAAAGCCAGAAUCUGCUCAUGGAGGAAGGAAGGCUAAGAACUGUCCUUGAGGAACUUCAUCAGUAACUCUGGGAAAGCAUCCUGUGGAGGGAGAGGAGAGCCCAGUCAUUUGCUUAGAUGGUGUUUGUGGGAUCACCUGCAGAUUUAAAGUCUACUGUGCCACAGACUCGAGUAAGAAAAUGUUCUCUUGAUGACACAGUGCUCCUUCUCUAUCCACAUUAAGUAGCACUUUUGUGGUGGAACUGAUUCUUAAGGCAGGCCUGAAAGGCCAUUACUAAUAGAAACACAGCCUUUCCAAUCCUCUGGAACAUAUUCUGUCUGGGUUUUUAAUGUCUGUGGAAAAAAACUAAACAAGCCCCUGUCUCAGUUAAGAGAAAUCUCUUGGUCUGAAGGUUUCUGAACCUCUUUCUAGUUCUCAGCAGAAGUAACUGAAGUAGAUCAGGAAGGGGCUGCCUCAGGAAAAUUCCUAGGCCCUAGGAAUUCACUGAGACCCUGGGAAGGACCAGCAUGCUAAUCAGCAUCAGUGAAUCCACAGUCUUUACUUCCUGCCUCACAAAGGGCCAGGUCUCCCCAGUGCCAGGUCCUUUCCUCAUGAAGUUGUGUUGCCUCAGGCUGUUUAGGGACCAUUGCCUGUCUUGGUCACUUGAGUCUGUCUCCUUACUUUAGUCCCUGGGCAAUGCUUGCUUAAUGCUUUUGUUGACUCAACAAGGGCCGAGGCCUUAGGUUUUCUAUUAAGGUCUCUGCCCCAGGCAUGGUGCUCUAUAUCUUGGCCAAAUAAAUUACUUUCCUUGAAUAUCCAGGAAUCUUUUAGACUAAAGCAAUGAGGAGUUAUCACCUCAUCCUCAAACUCCAACAAGAUCUAUGCCUUAGUGUUGUUUUUGUUGUCUGCUUUGAUGUAAAAGCAACAGUAUUUGGAGCAAGAAGCUGCAGUACUCCAAAUACACAAUAGGCCUUUUCUUUAUCAUUCAUACAGCAUUUCUGGUUUAGGUGUAUGUAGAUGGGCCAUGUUAUUUGUCCAGAGGAAGAGACUGUAAAGAUACAAGAAUAAUUUUUUAGUCCUAAAUGCUGUUUUGUUUACUUUCUGUCAAGAUAUUUACCCGUGUCAAAUUCAAACUACAGUACUGUGUAAUUAUGUAUAAAGUUUUUUUAUUUAUUUGAAGUUAGACUAGAUAUACAUUUUUAAAUUUAACAUCUGGCUGGACAGUGUUCUAUUAACUCAUUGAAUGUGUUUCCUUUGUCUUGUGUUAAUAAAUAUUGAUGCCUGA
This is a messenger RNA of Cercocebus atys (sooty mangabey), 8840 nucleotides long. RefSeq names its product DIP2 disco-interacting protein 2 homolog B (Drosophila) (gene DIP2B). The transcript is spliced from 39 exons. The record is from RefSeq and is a predicted model, not a curated record. NCBI's taxonomy places the organism in Eukaryota, Metazoa, Chordata, Mammalia, Primates, Cercopithecidae. The coding region runs from base 152 to 5020 and encodes 1622 amino acids.